Molecule: messenger RNA, 3641 nt
Organism: Neoarius graeffei (lesser salmon catfish)
Lineage: Eukaryota; Metazoa; Chordata; Actinopteri; Siluriformes; Ariidae
Gene: tex261
Product: testis expressed 261
Exons: 6
Coding region: 106-696 (196 amino acids)
Biological process (GO): endoplasmic reticulum to Golgi vesicle-mediated transport
Cellular component (GO): COPII-coated ER to Golgi transport vesicle; endoplasmic reticulum membrane; Golgi membrane
Molecular function (GO): COPII receptor activity
Source: RefSeq, a predicted model, not a curated record
CUCAGGAAACGCUGGGUGAACUUUGCCCGCUUCAGUUUUUAGCAUAUUGCCAAAUCGCGCUGCUUUGCUCACGUUUUGUAUUUAUUUGAAGCGUUGUUUUUAAAGAUGUGGUUUAUUUAUUUGCUGAGCUGGGUGUCCUUGUUAAUACAGGUGUCCUUUGUUACUCUCGCUAUUGCUGCAGGUCUGUACUACCUGGCAGAGUUGAUAGAGGAGUACACAGUUGCCACCAGUCGAAUAAUAAAAUACAUGAUAAUGAUCUCCACAGCUGUACUGGCAGGACUGUACGUGUUCGAGGGCUUCCCGAUGCUCAUGAUUGGAGUCGGCCUCUUCACUAACCUGGUGUACUUUGGCCUGCUGCAAACAUUCCCUUACAUUAUGCUCAGCUCACCAAACUUCAUCCUGUCAUGUAUACUGGUGGUGAUAAAUCACUAUAUGGCGUUCCAGUACUUUGCAGAGGAGUACUAUGCCUUUUCAGAGGUUCUAGCAUACUUCACAAUUUGCCUGUGGGUGAUACCGUUUUCUUUCUUUGUAUCUCUGUCUGCUGGUGAGAAUGUUCUUCCAUCGACAAUGCAGCAAGGAGAUGAUGUCGUGUCCAACUACUUUACUAAAGGGAAGAGGGGCAAACGCUCCGGGAUCCUCCUGAUAUUCUCCUUCCUGAAAGAGGCUGUUUUGCCAAGCCGACAGAAAAUGUACUGAAGCACGACAGUUAAAGGGAAGAGGAUGAACGGUUGGCUUGGGAAAGGAUGAGAAAUGGGUUAUGGGCAGGGUUUCCAGGUGUCCUAGUGAACCUGAUCCAUGGGAUGAAGGGAGAGGGGGAUGUUUAGAGGCCGAAAAGUAAAAGAACUAAAGAGAGCAUCUGUGUGGAGUACCAUGUCUGGACGUAUGCACACAAUCUGCCACGGAGAUAUGAGCUCCUCAGCUGAAGUAACAUGUCUGUCUCCCUGUCUGUCCAUCUGUUUUAAAUGAAGUAAGCACAGCCAGUUAAUGCUCCAUCAGUGGCCCUCAGCCACGGGAUGCCUUCAGGCUCCUAGCUUCAGCAUUAUUAAGGCUGAUUUGGAACUGUAAUUACAGGGAGUGACCAUUGUCCAUUUUGGUGUCGAGCUUUGUUUAAUUCAUGUGUAGAAUUUUGUUCAAAAAGUCUUUCAUUUUUAAAGGCUUGACUCAUAGACAUACGCUGCAGUGUCUUUUGCUGGGUGAUUGAUAAACGUGGGCUUUUUUGCAUAAUUUGAUGACCGCAAUACUGUCAGUAGUUGACGCUAAGAAUUUUCCUAUAAUUCUUGUGCCACAGUCAUCAAGGCAUUUGGUCAUGCUUUUUAUUAUUUGUAAGCUGUAAAGAGCAAAGUAGUUUGCCUAAACAUUUCUAAAUUAAUCACAGUUGCGAUGUAAUGGUAUAGAAAAGAUUUCGAAAUAAGCGCUUCAACAGAUCCUUACAUUUAUUACAGAGAAGCCAAAAAUGCUUAGUACAUAUAAGGGGAGUUUUUUAGUCUCAUGACGUUCUUUAUAAUGUUCACAAACAUUAACACUGCUUGUCUUUUUUUUUUUUUUUCUCUUUUUUUUUUUUUUUUAAAAGCCAAGUGAAUUUGACCACAGUGGUCUUUCAUCAGAUGUAUUUUUUUCCCCCCCCACACAUGCAUUUAAUAAAAUUGACAAUUAAAUUUGAUUUUCAUGGACUAUGUCCAGUUCUACCAAUUAAUUUUUCACCCGGAGGUGUGAUACCCUGUCACGCUCGUCUAUGAACCAUUGCCCUUUACAUUGAAGUGGCUACUGUUGAGAGUGUGAGGUCGAUGAGAGGUCGUGCUAAUCUGCCUUACCCUAUUACACUCACUCACUCACUUCAACAUGCUCGCACUUGGGGAUUUCACCAUUUAGAGAGGUGGUGUUGGUAAUGCACACUGAUCUGAAAUCAGUGUUUUGCAAAGUUUCAUAUGAAAAAUAAGAGCAGGUGUUCCUGGGUCAGUGUAACUUUGAGUUUUGAGGUGCUCAGGGUCCGGGGUGUCUUGACUUCAGGGCUACAACGCUGCAGUUUUGCCUUUGACUUCAUUUACGCACCUGAGCUUACGUUUAUUAACUGUGCAUGCAGUAUGCACAAGGAUGUAUGACUUCAAUUCUGUUUUAAAUUAAAAAAAAAAAAAAACCGGCAGCUUCACAGAAAUCCAGAUGUAGAUUUACAUUCUUAAUGAACAAGCUAGAUGUGAUGGUGGUAAGGCUCCCAAAUUUAGUGCAAAUAUCAAAAAAAUAAAAACAUUUAAGAGACAGUAUUUACAGACAGUUUUGAUCAUUCAUUUACAAAGCACCAAAUUAAUGUUGAAUACAAACAAGUUUGUGGUUAUACUCAACCUCCAUUAGUAUCAGUAUUAGUGCAUUAGCUGGUAAUGAAGAUGGAGAGGGAAUGAUUUUUCACUUCAGACACGGUUUACUGGAAAUUUAAGGCUAUAGCGUGUAUUUCCAUCCAGUAUUGAGUAUCUCCCACUGUUUGAUAGAUCAAUGCUUUUAGCCCAACCUUCAAGCUACAAUUAAGGUCAGAAGUUUACAUGCGCUCAUCAUGUACAUGAAUGUCAUGUCAAUAUUGGACUUAAACUGUUCAUUUUUUUUGGGGGGGGGGAGAGGCGGAAUGAUUGUACAACAUGCAUCUCUAAUAAGGAAAAAAAAAGAAUUUAAUGACUGUUUUAAUUUAUUUUGAGUUUUCUGAAAUCAACAUGGGCUCAAAACUACAUACACCUGGUAAGAUUAUUAAUUCAGUGGUGCUGAAAGUUCCAAAAUGUCUUUUAACUUCCCAUGGCCCCUUAAAUUCCUGUUAGUGAUCAUGAUUUACUACAGCUGGUAGCUUCUCUGGGCGGCACGGUGGUGUAGUGGUUAGCACCGUCGCCUCACAGCAAGAAAGUUCCGGGUUUGAACCUAGCGGCCGGCGAGGGCUUUUCUGCGUGGAGUUUGCAUGUUCUCCCCAUGUCUGCGUGGGUUUCCUCCGGGUGUUCCGGUUUCCCCCACAAUUCAAAGAUAUGCAGUUAGGUUAACGUGGGGCGGCCUUGGGCUGAGGUGCCCUUGAGCAAGGUACCUGACCUCUGACUGCUCCCUGGGCGCUCUAGUGUGGCUGCCCACUGCUCUGGGUGCGUGUGUUGACUGCUUCAGAUGGGUUAAAUGCAGAGGAUGAAUUUCACUGUGCUUGAAGUGUGCAUGUGACAAAGGUUUCUUAAACAUAAAAAGGGUGUGUUUGACGACACAUAUUGGAUCCACACAUAACAACGAGAAAGUCCAAGGAGCUCAGUGCAGAUCUGCGAGAGCAUCAUAGAUGUACAUAACUCAGGAAUGUUUCUUGCAGCCAUUUCUAAACAAAUGCAGAUUCCAAGGUCAUCAGUUCAAACAAUUAUACGCAAGUACAAGUUCUGUACUUAAAAGUCCGGUCCUUACUGGGAAACCAACACAACACAUUUAACUGAACUCUAGUAAUUCUGCUAAGAAGGAUGGUCAAAAAUCUAACUGGAAUUCGACCAGAAGCUUGUUGGUGGCUAACUUUCUAAGGGACAUUUAACCAAAUAUCAGGUGUGUGUGAUGUGUAUAUAUAAUUUUUUUUGACCCUGUAUGUAUAAUUUUGACCCUGUGUUGAUUUCAGAAAACCCAAAAUAAAUUAAAAUCUGUACACCAAA